Molecule: messenger RNA, 4784 nt
Organism: Dermacentor silvarum
Lineage: Eukaryota; Metazoa; Arthropoda; Arachnida; Ixodida; Ixodidae
Gene: Pgant5
Product: polypeptide N-acetylgalactosaminyltransferase 13
Exons: 15
Coding region: 1315-3063 (582 amino acids)
Cellular component (GO): Golgi apparatus
Source: RefSeq, a predicted model, not a curated record
UCGCGGUUCGCGAUGGCCGCUGGCGGCUGUGUUCUACGUCUGUGAGCUCCGGAACAGGUGGGAUUGUGAACAGUCUGUGCUCGUGAAUCCCUGUGAUUACCCGCUCCUGCGACGGCGGUCGCAGAGGUCUGCGCGGCGGAUAUCUUGUUGACAGGUCCUCCAGGAGGCGACGCGCUUGCCGUGUCGACUGGAAGAAUCGGCAAAAGGGGUGGUCCCUCCAAACUGGUGAAUGUGCCGGAGCACUAGUUGAGGCGCUGCUGGGAAAUUGCCAAGUGUUUUGAUAACCACCUGAAGGCACGUGAACCGGUGCAUCUGGUGAGUCGACGAGUGUCCGCGUGGACGGUCGGCGAAGAAGCUCGGUGGUGUAGCGGGCGGCGACGGCGAAGUGGCGGCAGCGCCUUGCAGGACUCAACCACCGGGUCCCAACCACCGACCUCCAUGCAAGGAUGAACCCGAGCAAGCCGUGCUGAGAGCUUCUGGCAAGCUGGCUCGGCUAACAGUUCAACGCCAAUGUUGAGACACGGGCCUUUCAGCGCCGCCUGCCUCAACUGCUUCACGUUGCGUCGCGCCUGCUGUCGCCACCGCGAAGCCGCACCUAGCACGGCCAUGGCCACGCUCGCGUUAUGACCAACCUACGUAGCUUUUGUUCGCCUCAGUUACUUUAGUUUCUUCUUUUCCUUUUUUCCUUUACAACGUCGCUCUUUUUUUCUGCCCCUUUACAACGAGGGCCUAAAAAAAGGAAGGUUAGCGGGAACAAAGAGGUUGUGGUUGCGUUUUUUGUUAGCCUAAUUUCCUCGCUUUCAUCGUUCUUCAGAAGUCGCGCGCAGCCUUCGUUUCCCGUCUGCUAAGCCACGCUGCGGAUCGCCGCGGGUUUCGUCGAAGAUGUGGUUCGUCCGGAGGUGCAACGGACGGGUGACGCCGUCGUCGUCGCUGCGCGAGUCGCUCGACGAUGCUCCUUAGGACGUUCUCCUCAAGAUCGAAAACGGGACAAAGGAAGAAGAGGACGCGGCAGACCCGUUCACCAGCGACCCCGACGCUAAUCCUGGCGCGUACUCUGCUGCACGACUUCGACACCGCGCCGGUUCCGUUCUUUGUUCACCUGAGGCGCAGCGACGUCGUCCCCAGUGUCGCGUUGGUGGCGUGAGGCUUCCGUUUACAUCCGCCGCGCCGGGAGAGAAACUUUCUGCCCCCGGCGGCCGAUCCCGUACUUCGUGUGUGUGUGCGCGCGCGCUGGCCGUGCCAUAUCCUUUGUGCGUGUGUGCGUGCUGCGUUUUGUGUGCGUGAGAGACCGCGAAGUACCCUUCUGCCGGCGCCAUGCUUCGAGUGCGCAUCCUCCGACUGCACACGUGCAAGGUGGUGCUGGUGACGUCGUUGGUGUGGUUCUGUGUGGCCGCGCUGCUGCUCAUGUACUACACCGAGUGCAUAGGCUCCGGCUGCCUGGCCAAGUCGAGCUCGACGGUCGAGCGGCUGCCGUCCGGCAGGUCGCUGCAGGCGCCCCGCGGAGAGUUCCGCAGCUGGAUGCCCGUCGAGCUUGGCGAGAACCCAUCUGACUGGCCUGGGGAACGUGGCCGUGGUGUUGAGAUUGGCCCUGAAGAAGAGGCGCUCAAGAAAGAGAAAUUCAAGCUUAACCAGUUUAACCUCCUGGCCAGUGACCGUAUUGCCCUCAACCGAUCCCUGCCCGACGUGAGACUGGAGAAAUGCAAAGACAAGGUGUACCCUGAGAAGCUGCCCACAACGUCUGUGGUAAUUGUGUUCCACAACGAGGCUUGGUCCACUCUCCUGCGAACAGUGCACAGCGUCAUACGGACGUCACCGCGAGCUCUGCUUGAAGAGAUCAUCCUUGUGGAUGAUGCCAGCGAAAGGGAACAUCUGGGAAGGAAGCUUGAAGACUAUGUUGUCAAGCUUGAAGUGCCUGUUAAGGUCAUGCGAACGGGAAAACGUUCGGGCCUCAUUCGUGCCAGGCUCCUGGGAGCGGCUGCGGUUAAAGGCCAAGUCAUCACAUUCCUGGAUGCCCACUGCGAGUGCACACAUCACUGGCUGGAACCACUGCUGGCACGCAUUGCCGAGGACAGGACUAGAGUGGUGUGCCCUGUGAUCGAUGUGAUCAGUGAUGAGACAUUUGAGUACAUCUCCGCUUCGGACAUGACCUGGGGUGGCUUCAACUGGAAGCUCAACUUCCGCUGGUACCGGGUGCCACAGCGAGAGGUUGAUCGCAGAGGUGGAGACCGCACACUACCCAUCAGGACACCUACUAUGGCAGGGGGCCUGUUUUCAAUCGACAAGGACUACUUCAACGAGCUGGGAAAGUAUGACGAAGGCAUGGACAUCUGGGGAGGCGAGAACCUCGAGCUCUCGUUUAGGAUCUGGAUGUGCGGCGGAGAGCUGGAAAUAGUGCCAUGCUCACACGUGGGCCACGUCUUCAGAAAGUCAACGCCAUACUCAUUUCCCGGUGGGACUAGUCGGAUUGUCAACCACAACAAUGCACGCCUGGCCGAAGUGUGGCUCGACGAGUGGAAAGACUUUUACUUUGCUAUCAACCCAGCGGCCAAAAAUGUUGACAAAGGAGACCUUUCAUACCGAAAACAACUUCGUACCAAGCUUAAAUGCAACACUUUUAGGUGGUACUUGGAGAAUAUUUAUCCUGAAUCACACAUGCCCCUUGACUACUAUCAUCUUGGUGAGAUCAAGCACGCCGAGUCCUCAGACUGCCUGGACACUUUUGGGCGCAAGAGCGGCGAGAACUUGGCUGUGAGCAAGUGCCAUGGCAUGGGCGGCAACCAGGUGUUUGCCUACACCAAGCGGCAGCAGAUCAUGUCUGACGACAACUGCCUGGACGCCUCUUCUCCCCGAGGUCCUGUCAAGCUCCUGCGUUGCCACGGCAUGGGCGGCAACCAGCUCUGGAUCUACAAUAAAGAGGAGCAGUCGUUCAAGCACGUCAACACGGCACGCUGCCUCGACCAGCCAGACCCCAAGGAUCCUUCUCUCCCCGUGCUGAGGGAGUGUGAUGGCCGGGCUUCACAGCGGUGGGUCAUGCAGGGGAAGUUCAAGUGGCAGGCCUCCUAGGUGUCAAGCAGUAGGACUUUCUCCCCCGACAUGGCCAGCCACGAGCAGCAUUCACACAGUACACAAGCAAACAUCAUGCAAGCAAGCAACCCUUCUCUUUGAUGGGACGAGACCACAGAGAGAGCCGCACGCAGCAACUGCGGGACUCGGCUGCUGCUGCUGCUGCGCCGCUGGCACCAUUUUGCGUCAAGGAAAAUCCCAGUGACUGGUGCACACGUGCCUUUGCUGAUUUUGCACAUGAAGCGGCUGCUGAAUGUGCGUGCUGUGUCUGCUUGCUGUUGUGUGAGCUGCAAUACGUGCUUGUGUCUGGGAAGCAGUUGCAAGAAGAAGAAAAAAAAAGACUACGAGGACGCACUGUGGAGUGCCUAGAAGGUUAUGCUGCAUUUCAGGCUAGCUUGUGUGUCAAGCCUUUCUGUAGCAUACUUUUCUGCAUUUGCGCUGGGAACACUAUAAGAACUGCUGUUGUGUUGCACUUUGGAGACGUGGUUGUGCCAGAGUUUAAAUUAUUGCUGCGCGGCCCUCUCGUUCAAUUCAUUGCGACUGGUCGCACACUGCUACUGUCACCCAUGCAAUUAACGACGUGCUUAGACGUGGCCCAAACAGCAAUCUUUUUUUUCCAUUGUGUGCAUUCUUGGUUACAUGCAGAGCAGCAACUUUUGCAAGUGCAUCCAAAUAUUCUAUAAAUGUCUUGGAAGAGUUCAGGCAUGUGAGUUCCAGCUUGGGUUGUGUCACCUUGUGGAACAGGUGAAGGAUCAAAGCUGUAGAGCCAGCGCAAUGAGGGUGUGCCCUCGCUGCAAGGCUCUGUGCCACAUCAGCUUCCAUCGCUCUGUACAGUUCCGCUUGGGCUGUGAUGCAACUCUUCCAGCAAAGACUGCCUCUUUUCUCGGGACUGGUAGUGAUUGUGUGAUCUGUGGUGUGCCUACUGUUCGCCACAUUCCUUGAGAGACAGCUGUGUGGAAACCCAGAACAGGGAGCGGUGUGCGUUUCACGCAGCAGUGUUCCUAUUUCUUCCAUCUUCCCGUGCUGUUCUUUCACUCUUUGUCAUUCCCUCUUAGUCCAAGUGAGUGUGCUGUAUGCCGAAUACUUACAGCAGCAGCACUGGAAUGCAAAUGGGCCAAGUUGAUUUUAUGUAUGUCGCUGGGGUUGUGUGUGUCUUUACCUUCUUUGUGUUCCCCUGGGAACUGACUUGAAUGGGAAUGACAUGGUGGUUGCACACCUUCCCAUGAACCGGUGAUAUUCACUCCAAAUGUGAACGAAACGAGGAUGCAACCAAACAUUGUUAGAGAUCAUCAGUGCUGUGCCACUGUCAUGAUCAAGUUGCAUGUGUUACAAUGUAUUGUUACGACAAAUCAUGUCAUUGUUUUUUUUAAUAAUUAUUAUUAUCCUUAUUUUCUUCCCUCAUCAUGGUAGGCUCAAGGGCAGUUUCCUGUUAUGAAGUGCUAAUUUGUUGUUGGAGCUCCUUUCUGUGUAAACGGUUGGAAAGAACGAAGAGUUUGCAUUUUAUUGCCUUUCAUAAUCCGACUGAGGCUUCACCCAAAGCCUCUGCCACUCACUACUCUAUCUGUCCUUCUUCAUAGAGGCAAAAUUAUCAUCUUCCUUUGAAUCGGUGAACUCAACACAAAACCUUUAGUUCGAAAGUGCUGCAAUAUUUGUGAAAGGUGAGUGUGUCCUGAACGCUCGGUUCCUAAAAGUAAAAUUUCAGCAGUAUGUUUUGACCACCA